Ictidomys tridecemlineatus (thirteen-lined ground squirrel) is the source of this 3427-nucleotide messenger RNA. The record is from RefSeq and is a predicted model, not a curated record. NCBI's taxonomy places the organism in Eukaryota, Metazoa, Chordata, Mammalia, Rodentia, Sciuridae.
AUUCUCUUACUCUUAUUAGAGUUUCUGUUUUUAUGGGGUCCUUAACUGUUUGAGGGAGACAUGGGAAAGUGGCAGUCUGUCAAGGAUCCUGGGGUACUUAGGGAAAGCUCUCCAUGCAUUCCACAGCACAGAUCUUUGAGGUCAUUAUGAGUGGGCUGCUUCAGGGCUAUUUGGAAGGUUUAGCUGACUCCUCUUGACCUUUAUAUUGAGGACUAUUAACACUCUACUUCUGAACAGGUGCAUCUUGAGACUGGCGCCCUUUUUCACCAGAACCUCGAUUAAGCUGAAUGAGGUCAUUUGUGUGGCAGGAAAUGUGGGUGGGUGUUGUAUGUGCAAAUUUUGUUAGAAAACAGCAUACUUCUCAGAAGAGAUGACUGAGUUUAUGGUAAUGAAGUCCUAUGCCAGAAUCCUGACUCUGGGGGUGGGUGAAGAGGGGAUCUGGUUGUUAGGUGUCCAGUUAGCCAUGAAUGGGUGAGCAGGGAAAGCACAAUGUAGGGUGAUGAUAGGCAAGCACCUGGAAGAGAGACUUGCAAUGUUUAAACCUCCCCCAGCCAUAAAUUUCCCCUUAAGAAACACUGUUUUAUUCAAGAUCAGGUUAUACCCUGCCUGGUGACCUGUAUCCUAUCACCAAAACUAUCACAACCCCCAUCACUCUGGCAACCAACACCCUCACAAAGAAAGCUUGCUGAUGGCUAGUCAAAGGAUAAUAAGCCUAUUAAGGGGGCAAGAAAUUGAUACAAAAACCAGGGAGGAUGGGAGGGGCAGAUUAACUGUCUUCCCAGUUUCAAACUGAAUCUCUCUAAGGAAGAUAGGUAGAACCUGAGCAAGGAAAUAAGUACCUGCUCAGCAACAUGAGUCACAAACUUAAUCCGGUCCCAGGGCAGGAAACUCUUUACACAUGCUUCUGACAUUGUUACUACACUCAUAUGUUUUAGCCCACUGCCCUGUAGGGAUGGGUGAACUUUUUGGGAACUUUAGUCUACUUGUUGCCUUUUAUUACUGGAAAACCUAAGGAAAGUCUCAUUUCCAUCUUAAAUGAGAUGGAAACAAGAGUUUUCACUUAAGACCUAUUUAAAGUCAAGUAUUGUGUUGUUACAUGAUUCUCCUAAUACGUCUUGGGACAAGGUGAGAAAUGUCCUCAGUGGUUGAACAUUACAGAGUGGUGACAGUAGAAGUGACUGCUGAUGUUGAAAUUCGCACAUUUUGGUUUCUGAAGACCUGGGGAGAUGGCUUGCAGUGUUUUUAAAGUUAAGGUGUAAAGUUCAUACGUUAGUGUUUCCUUCUCUUUCACUGUUUCAGAAGAAUAGAAUUUUGGCUAAUCAUUACCAUUUGUUGUGUUCUAAUAUAAAACUCAGUUAUUCACCUUUAAUAUCUUAGACAUUAAUCUUUAAAUGGUUUAUUUCUUUUCCAGUUUCCAAGAUGAAUAGGGUGUGAAAAGCAGAAACUCCAGAUUUCUUCCAGUCAUUACUAGGAUUUUAUCCCAGAGUCACAAAAAUACCUAAUACUUCCCUAAGAUGGCAUCCAUUGACCUGAAUUCAUUUACUCAGGAGACUGUGUUAAGUAUUCAUAACAUCUGCUAUCGAGUAAAAGAGAAGUAUGGCUUUAUAUUUUGCUGGAAAACAUUUGAGAGAGAAAUAUUUACAAAUAUCAGUGGGGUCAUGAAACCUGGCCUUAAUGCUAUCAUGGAAUGCACAGGUGGAGGCAAAUCUUUAUUUCUGGAUGUCUUAGCUGCAAGGAAUGAUCCAAAUGGAUUAUCUGGAGAUAUUUUGAUCAAUGGAGCCCCUCGACCUGCCAAUUUCAAAUAUAAUUCAGGUUUUGUGGUUCAAGUAAGUAUUGCAAGUCUGCCUUCUAGGUUUUCCCUACUUCUAUGUGGGAAGUGUUCAUUUACUUCCUGUUUCAUAAUGAGGAUAGUUAGAUCUGGAGAAGAAAGAAAAAAGACCGGUAUAGCAAUGGGGCUGAUCACUGAUCCUUCCAUCUUGUUCCUAGAUGAGCCCACAACUGGCUUAGACUCAAGCACAGCAAAUGCUAUCGUUUCACUCCUGAAAAACAUUUCUGAACAAGGACGAACUAUCAUCUUCUCCUUUCGUCAGCCUCAGCAUUCCAUCUUCAAGCUUUUUGACAGCCUCACCAUAUUGGCCUCAGGAAAGCUAAUGUACCACGGUCCUGCCCAGAAGGCUUUGGAGUAUUUUAAAUCAGCAGGUUACCAUUGUGAGCACCUCAAUAACCCUUCAGACUUCUUCCUUGAUGUCAUCAAUGGAGACUCCCCUGCUGAGGUGACAGCAAUGCAAGAGGAAGGGGGUGAAGCCAAUGAGACUGAACAGCUAUUAAUAAGAAGACUGCCAGUGAUCGAAGGAUUAGCUCAGUUUUAUAGAAAAUCCCCCUUCUAUAGAGAAACAGAAACUGAAUUAGAGAGACUUUCAGGUGGCCAGCAUAGCAGGAGCCCGGCCUUCAAGGAGACCACCUAUGUCACCACCUUCUGCCAUCAGUUCAGAUGGAUUUUCUGGCGUUCAUUCAGAAACUUGAUGGGUCGUCUCAAGCCCUGGGGAGUUGAGAUAUUCAUCAUAUUUAUGCUGGGACUGUUCAUAGGUAUCACUUUCCUUGAACUAAAAAAUGAUUGUACUGCAAUCCAGAAUAAAGCCUGGUCGCUGUAUGUGCUAACUGUCUUCCAAUGUGUCACGAGUGUCUCAGCCAGGGAGAUCUUCCUGAUGGAGAGGAAUCUUUUUAAACUUGAGUACAUCAGUGGAUACUACAGAGUGUCAUCUUACUUCCUUGGAAAACUGUUAUUUGAGUUCCUAUUCAGGAGGUUUUUUCCAAGUUUUAUAUUUACUGGUAUACUAUACUGGAUAUUAGGGCUGAAACGGGGGAUAACAGCUUUCCUCAUCACAACGAUUACCACUUUGAUGGUGGCUUAUUCCACCACUGCCAUGAUCCUGGCUAUAGGAACACGUGAGAAUGCAGCAUCUUGGAAAACACUUCUGGUGAUCGUCUAUUUUGUGUUCGUGCUGGUUUUCUUGGGUAUGUCAUUGAAUUUUGAAACCAUGGCACCUCAGCUCUCCUGGCUUCAAUACGUCAGUAUUCCUCAUUAUGGCUAUAUGGCUUUGCAGCAUAAUGAAUUUUUGGAACAAAAUUUCUGUUCAGGACCCAAUACAACAAUGAGCAACUGCCGUCCCAGCUUUUUGAUAUGUACUGGCGAAGAAUUCUUGAUAAUUCAGGGCCUCAAUCUCUCACCUUGGAGCUUAUGGAUCAACCAUCUGGGUUUGGCUUGUAUGAUGUUUUUCUUCCUCGCAAUUGCCUAUCUAAAAAUGUUAUUUCUUAAAAAACAUUCUUAAAUACCUCUUUAAUUUACUAUGAAUUACCCUCACAUUAAAAAAGAGAACCUUGAUUUAUUUUAAAUACCCAAUAAAGAUUUUAUAUUAUUUUCUGACCA